Messenger RNA from Cucurbita moschata (crookneck pumpkin), 2085 nucleotides. Its product is annotated as ankyrin repeat-containing protein ITN1-like. Gene Ontology annotation, molecular function: protein phosphatase regulator activity; protein phosphatase 1 binding. Bases 194 to 1966 code for a protein of 590 amino acids. The transcript is spliced from 4 exons. Lineage: Eukaryota; Viridiplantae; Streptophyta; Magnoliopsida; Cucurbitales; Cucurbitaceae. The record is from RefSeq and is a predicted model, not a curated record. Gene Ontology annotation, cellular component: plasma membrane.
UUUUGUUCUCUUCGGCAUAAUUUCCAAGUGCUUUCCUCUGAUCUCCUUUUUCCUUGUCGAUUGUAUUUAUCUGAUUAUCUUUCCGCUACUUUAUCAGAAGCCAUCUCUCUCACUGACUUCGCAGCCAGAAUCUCCGCUAUUGAAGUAUUGGAGUAGGAUAAUUGUUUGAGUUCUUGUUGACUCUCGGUUGAAGAUGGGCAGUUCUUCAGCUCAAGUGGUAGUGGAUGGUGUUGGAGAUUUGGAGAAGGGGAUGUUGAGUCUAUCAUCAAAUCGAAACCCUCUGGGUGAACUCUCGCCGACGCCGUCUCCGUCGUCGACUGCGACGGCUCCGGCUCUGGUUCUAUCUAAUUCGGGGAAGCGGAUAGACCAAGCGGGGAAGAAGAAGUACGUGAAGCAAGUAACCGGACGGCACAACGAUACUGAGCUUCAUCUGGCGGCGCAGCGGGGAGAUCUGGCCGCCGUGAAGCAGAUUCUCGAUGAUAUUGAUUCACAGAUGGUGAAAACUCUUAGUGGCGCCGAUUUCGAUGCGGAGGUCGCUGAGGUUCGGUCGUUAGUGGUGAACGAGGUCAACGAAUUGGGGGAAACGGCUCUGUUCACUGCCGCGGAAAGAGGACACAUAGAGGUCGUUAAGGAGCUACUGAAGUACUCCAAUAAAGAGACGCUCACAACGAAGAACAGGUCUGCUUUCGAUCCGUUGCAUAUUGCUGCAAGUCAAGGACACCAUGCAAUUGUCAAGGAGCUUCUUGAUCAUGAACCUUCUCUAAGCAAAACGAUUGGACCGUCGGGUGCAACUCCACUCAUUACAGCAGCAGCAAGAGGCCACACAGCCGUAGUCGAGGAAUUGCUUAACAAAGAUCGUAGCCUGCUAGAGAUUUGUAGAUCUAAUGGUAAAAAUGCAUUGCAUUUUGCUGUGCGCCCUGGGCAUACUGAAAUUGUAAGAUUGUUGCUCAGCAAAGAUCAACAGCUAGCAAGAAGAAAUGACAAGAAGGGCCAAACGGCACUGCACAUGGCUGUCAAAGGGCAAAGUCGUGAUGUGGUGAAGUUGCUUCUUGAUGCAGAUCCUGCCAUUGUUAUGCUUCCUGAUAAGUUUGGGAACACAGCGCUGCACGUCGCUACGAGGAAAAAGCGUGUGGAGAUAGUACAGGAGUUGUUGCUCCUCCCAGAUACCAAUGUGAAUGCAUUAUCCAGAGACCACAAAACUGCUUUUGACAUAGCGGAGGAGCUUCCUCUUUCAGAAGAGUCAUCAGAAAUUAAGGACUGUCUUUCUCGCUACGGUGCUGUCAGAGCCAAUGAACUGAACCAACCAAGAGACGAAUUGCGGAAUACAGUGACUCAAAUUAAGAAAGAUGUUCAUACCCAACUUGAACAAACCAGAAAAACAAACAAAAAUGUACACAACAUCUCCAAAGAGCUAAGAAAGCUGCACAGGGAAGGAAUCAACAAUGCAACCAAUUCAGUCACCGUGGUGGCUGUCCUCUUUGCCACAGUUGCUUUUGCAGCCAUCUUUACGGUACCCGGUGGCGACACGGAGCAAGGAACAGCUGUUGUCGUGGGCUCUGGUUCUUUUAAAAUCUUCUUCAUCUUCAACGCAAUUGCGUUGUUUACGUCGUUAGCAGUCGUGGUGGUGCAGAUUACAUUAGUCAGAGGUGAGACGAAAGCAGAACGACGAGUCGUGGAGAUUAUUAAUAAACUUAUGUGGCUGGCUUCUGUUUGUACUUCGGUUGCAUUCAUGGCGUCGUCUUAUAUCGUAGUUGGGCGUAAAUAUGAAUGGGCUGCAGUUGUGAUCACUGUGGUUGGAGGUGUGAUUAUGGCAGGUGUUCUUGGUACCAUGACUUACUAUGUUGUGAAGUCCAAGAGAAAUCGGUCGAUCAGGAAGAAGGAAAAGAGCGCUAGACGGAGUGGCUCGAACUCAUGGCAUCACUCCGACUUCUCAAAUUCAGAAGUUGAUCGAAUUUACGCUCUGUAGAAACUGGAAUUUGACAAGACAUUGAAGUUAGAAGCUCAAAUGUUUGUAUGUACGUAUGCCUAAGCUCAAUUCACUCUUUCAAUAAGAUUGAUAUCUUACGACACCAGUUUUACAUGAAA